Molecule: messenger RNA, 1347 nt
Organism: Ostrinia furnacalis (Asian corn borer)
Lineage: Eukaryota; Metazoa; Arthropoda; Insecta; Lepidoptera; Crambidae
Product: EARP-interacting protein homolog
Exons: 9
Coding region: 1-1113 (370 amino acids)
Biological process (GO): protein ubiquitination
Molecular function (GO): protein binding
Source: RefSeq, a predicted model, not a curated record
AUGGAGGAAGGAAACUCGAUUAUCUACGGUCUGGAGCACCAGACUAGAGCUCUGUCUCCUCAGUACGAGAGCGAUGCCAUUAGGUUCCUGAUAGGAACGCAGAGUCUUAAGCCGCAGUCCAACCAGGUCCACGUUGUGGAAUUAGAGGAAGACACUGGUGCUUUACACACGAAGGUCUUCAAGCAUGAUAUUGGAGAGAUCUGGCAUCUCCGCUGCUCUCCACACGACGUGGCCACGCUGCUUACAACACAUAACGCGUACGACCCCAACACGUCACAAUGUACUAUGGGUGUGUCAAUCUACAAGCUCCCUACUGUUGAGGUAAUACCAAAGGAUCUGGAUGACUUAAGUGCAAUACAGGGAAGAAAUGCUGAGGACAUGGAACUGUUGCUCACUAUCACUCCAGAGAAACCGGAGGAAGAGAUCCGUUGUGCAGAAUGGCAUCCUACCGACCCAACGCGGGUAGGCGUAGUUUUUGAGGCACGCGUGGCCGUGCAUGACGUCACGACCGGCGCGGCGGCGGCGGCGGCGGGCUCCGGUGCGCGUGCUAACUACCACGCCGGGAAGUGGAACCCACACCAGGGACAUAGCCAGUUCGCGGUGCUCCAAGACAUGCACGUGAAGUGCUACGACACGCGCGCGGACGGCGCGCGGCCCGCCUGGGCCAUCGACCACGCGCACCGACAGCUGGCAAGGGACUUGGACUUCAACCCCAACAGACAAUUCCACUUAGCAACGGCGGGUGACGACGCAGCGCUCAAUAUUUGGGACUACCGGAACGGAAAGGAGCCCAUAUUCAGCAGGACUGAUCAUUCUCACUGGGUGUGGACAGUCCGCUACAACACGUACCACGAGCAGUUACUGCUAACAGGCAGUUCAGAUGCUCGCGCGCUACUCACCGCCGCUGCUGCCGUAUGCAAAGACCCGGAUGACGACACUCCUGGGCCCGUGCUGGAAGACGGCGUGCUCCAAUCAUAUGAACAGCACGAGGACUCUGUAUACGCUUGCGAAUGGAGCGCCGCGGAGCCCUGGACUUUCGCCUCGUUAAGCUACGACGCGCGUCUCGUGCUGUCGCGCGUGCCAAGACACUUCAAGUACAAGCUGCUGCUGUGAUGACGUCACACUGUGCUGCGGUGACGUCACGGAGUGUAGGGCGCGAGUGGAGCGCCGCAGAGCCCUGGAUCGUCGCCUUCGAAGAGCUCCGACUUGCAACUCGUGCUGUCGCGCGUGCCAAGGCACUUCAAGUACAAGCUGCUGCUGUGAUGACGUCACACCGUGCUACGAUGACGUCACCCUGCUGCUGUGAUGACGUAAGACUGCUGCUGUGAAGAUGUCACGCUGCUGCUA